AUGUCUUCCCACGGUCUUCCCACCGAGAAUCCCACCGACGCUCCCACAAGCUCCGGUGCCUCUCGCCGAGUCCCGGUCCUCUCCUUCGCGGAUGGCGUCGCUCUGGUCGCCUUUCUCUCAUCACCUGAAGGCGCCACUCUCAGGUCGGUGCUGGGUAUCGAUAUUCCCGAGCCCACUCAGACCUGGCAGGAUGCAACGGGCCGAGGCUCAGCACCCACGUCUGCAGGGUCCGGUGUGCCGCGCGCUUGUGGCACAUGCCCCGGCUGCCUGAGCCAGAUGUCGCUUGAGGAUCUGGAAAAGAAGAUGACGGAGAUUGACGCGGACAUUUCUCGUUUCAGGUCGGAGGAAGAGGACCAGCAGUCGAUCGACGAAUUGUUGUCGGACAGGGCGGACCUCCAGACGGCGGCCGAGAAACUCAGGAUGUGCCAUGAGCGUUCGAUUGCCGGUGUCCGGAGAGAUGUCAGCGGGAUGUCUCUUGAUCGUCUGGAGGCGGAGCUUCGGGAGAUUGACAGGGAUGCUUUACGUUUCGGGUCCGACAGGCAGUCGGUGGAAUUGUUGAUGAUGGGCAGGGCAGUGGUCGAGGAGGCUGCAGCGAGCCUCAGGUCGCAGGGGCAUGAGCAGGCUGAGAAGACCGACCCGCCGGUCGAGAUGGAGCAGGAAGAGGAUCCGCUGAAGGCCGCGGAGGGUGGCGCUGCGCCAGCCAGCUGA
Messenger RNA from Dioszegia hungarica, 708 nucleotides. RefSeq lists its product as uncharacterized. The coding region runs from base 1 to 708 and encodes 235 amino acids. The record is from RefSeq and is a predicted model, not a curated record. The transcript has a single exon. Lineage: Eukaryota; Fungi; Basidiomycota; Tremellomycetes; Tremellales; Bulleribasidiaceae.